Messenger RNA from Camelina sativa (false flax), 1460 nucleotides. RefSeq names its product guanylyl cyclase 1. Lineage: Eukaryota; Viridiplantae; Streptophyta; Magnoliopsida; Brassicales; Brassicaceae. The record is from RefSeq and is a predicted model, not a curated record.
AAAAAAAAAAGAUUGAAAUUUAGAACGAUCUCAGGAUUCGUCACUAUCCAAAGAAAAAUAAAAAAACACACGAGAAUUGAGCUCUGUCUUCUUCUUCUUUAUCCAAAUCAUUAUUUUCCUGGAAAAUUGAGCUCAAUUAUCUUUCCUUGUUUCCUUUUUUUUUUUCUCCAUCAUCGAAAAGCCUAAGCUACACGCGUCAAUUACACGCCGUAGAUUAGAUCCCAGAGUCUCUCUCUCUCUCUCGCUCGCUCGUUGUCUCUCUCUUGCAACUUAAGCAAAAGGUCCAUUAUUCAAACCAUUCUGGGAAUCCAUCCACAAGAAGAAAGUUGCUGCUGGUCAUUCAUGUGGCCUCUUUGUUUUCUGCUUAACAAGCUUUUGAGAGUUGAAGAGAGGAAUCAGGAGAGAUCACAAGGUCAUGGAGGUUCGACUUCUGCUAACUACUGCCAAUUCGAUGGUCAUCCCUUGCUGAGUAAUGGAAAGUAUACAGAUGCAGGGUUGCCAUCCUCUUCCCACUUGGAGGUCCCUCAUGUACAUCAGUUAGCUUCUUGGGAUUGUGGUCUCGCUUGUGUUCUCAUGGUUCUCAGAGCAAGUGGCAUUGCAAGUUGCACUCUUGAGGAUUUGGCUGAGAUUUGCUCCACAAAUAGCAUUUGGACUGUAGAUCUCGCAUAUCUACUCCAUAAGUUCUGUGUGGAAUUUUCCUAUUACACAAUUACAUUUGGAGCAAACCCGAAUUAUUCCAUAGAGGAAUUUUACAAGGAGCAGCUCCCUGAAGAUCUGGUGCGUGUGGAUUUGCUCUUCAGGAAAGCACAUGCAUCUGGCAUUAUUAUACAGUGCAGAUCAGUUAGUAUCCAUGAGAUUUCUUGUGUGCUAUUGUCGGGGAACUAUAUUGCCAUUGCGUUAGUCGACCAGGACAAGCUAAGCAAGUCUUGGUUGGAGGAAAUGAUUGUCGCUGGUCUUCACACUAGCACUUCCUGCUACACUGGUCACUAUAUUGUGAUAUGUGGCUAUGACGCUGUUAGGGAUGAGUUCGAGAUCAGAGAUCCCGCCAGUUCCAAGAUACAUGAGAGGAUCUCGUCAAAAUGCCUGGAGAAUGCCCGGAAAUCUUUUGGUACAGAUGAAGAUCUUCUCCUGAUAAACUUGGAGAAUAUCAGGAACCAGAACCAAUUUUAGAACAGUUCUCAUCAUCAUCAUCAAAUCAAUUCUGUAUCAGAAUGAAUCCUGAGUGUUUUUUCUCCCAGAAGAACAUAAGGUGAAAAGUAUACGUCUAUUACAUAAACGUCUUUACAUACGAAGAAGAAGAAGAUAUAUACAUAUAUGUACAUGGAUCAUGAAUCAACUCAGUAUAGGCUUACAUUUUAUCAGAUUGUUUAUGUUUUGUGAGCAGUUCUUAUAUAUUUACUUUCUUGUACAAAUUUAUAAGAUUUGAUUGAUUCAAUUCAAGUGUUCGAGACUUCGAGUGA